Messenger RNA from Xyrauchen texanus (razorback sucker), 3345 nucleotides. RefSeq names its product ADAMTS-like protein 2. Lineage: Eukaryota; Metazoa; Chordata; Actinopteri; Cypriniformes; Catostomidae. Gene Ontology annotation, biological process: extracellular matrix organization. The transcript has 18 exons. Gene Ontology annotation, molecular function: metalloendopeptidase activity. Gene Ontology annotation, cellular component: extracellular matrix. The coding region runs from base 1 to 2958 and encodes 985 amino acids. The record is from RefSeq and is a predicted model, not a curated record.
AUGUACUGUCUCUGGACUACAAGAUUCGGACAUAUUCUUCUUCACUACAUUGUCUUACACUUAUGGAUUAUUAAUACACCAACAGGUGCAAAUUUGAAGGACAGCAGUGAGGGGAGGGAGGAUUUCCAGAGGAAGCCAGACGAGGUAGCUCAUUGGUGGGGUGAAUGGAGCAGUUGGUCCACCUGUUCCCGUACCUGCGGAGGAGGAGUACGCUCUCAAGAGCGUCACUGUCUGCAUCAGAGACUGACGUCUACCCAAAACAUCAACAGUUCCUUCUGCUUUGGACCAUCCAAGCAAUAUCAGCUGUGUACAAAUCAGCCAUGCCCAAACAGCAGAAUCAGCUUCAAACAGCACCAGUGCUCUCAAUUCAAUGCCAAAGCCUUCGGCAGGAAGCACUAUGAGUGGGUUCCACUUUAUCCGGAUGAUUACAUCAGCAUCUCCAACAAACCAUGUGACCUCCAGUGCACCACAACCACAGGAGAAAGGCAGCUGUUGGUGCCCGCCCAUGAUGGGACAUUCUGCAGGGACGGCAUCUAUCAGGGGGUUUGCAUUGAGGGCCAGUGUCAGGUGGUAGGGUGUGAUGGGAAAUUGUAUUCCAGUAAAACCAUAGACAAAUGUGGAGUCUGUGGUGGAAAUGGAGGUUCUUGUUAUCGUGUGUCAGGAUCUUACCGGAAAGGGAUCACACAGUUAGGUUAUGCCUUUAUAACCAAUAUACCAGUUGGUGCCACAGAUAUCCAAAUCGUUGAGCGGCGGAAAACUGAAAAUAUCUUGGCUCUGUCUGAUGAAGCUGGUCACUUCUUCUUCAAUGGAAACAGUGCGAUCGACAAUCCACGAAACUUCCAUGUUGCUGGGACAGUGUUCAAGUAUAGGAGGCCAGCUAACCUCUUCUCUGAUGGCUUUGAGUACAUCAUGGCUCAGGGUCCCACCCAGCAGGCCCUGAAUGUCAUGUAUUACAACUUCAAUGGAAAGAUGCCUCACAUCACAUAUGAGUACACAGUUCCUCAAGCUCCAGAGCCGAGAAUGGCACCACCCAUGCCCUCUACCCCUGAGCAGCCUAAAAUCAGCAACCUAAUGUCAAAGACUUCCAAAGACCCAUCACUGUCAGACCAGCAGUUGAACAUCUCCUCUACAGAGCUCUUUUCCACUCAUAAUGAAAUUGAAGCUCGUAAGGAGUUUGGAAAGAAAGGCAAUCAGAGUGCUUCAUUGGUUCCUCAAGAAAAUGUGGAGAUGCGUGUGGGCCAUGAGGAGCUGCUCUGGGAACUUCAGGCCUCUGUUAACCUCAGCGAUCUACCUGGACUGGUAUUAUUUAGACCCGCGAGUGAGGUCCUUCAGAAUGAGCUAGAUGGUGAAAUGCACCAUCUUGAGACACAAGGCAGUUUUGGCCAUGCGACCAAUUUGAUCGAUGGUGACUCGUCUAUUUCAAGUGACUCCAAUCACACAUCUACACCUGUUCUAAAGAGUCUCUUCUAUGAUGGGGCUCCAUGGCCCUCAGGCUCCAGACAGCCCUGUAAAGAAGAUUCAGCACUCUCGGGCUGUGCCAUACUCAAGCUUAACUCCAACUCCUCUCUGGAUAACAGCCUGACACUGGAGAUCUUCCCGGGCAAUCUGGACAUGCACAGUCCGGAUGGGGAACCUGUAUUUGGGCCUAAUACUGAGCCUAGGACUAAUGACUCAACAAACCACCAGCCCAAACUUCUUCAGCUCCACCAGGUGGAGUCAGUGCAGGUCCCCCACAGCGAGAGUAAUGAGUUUGAGGUGGAAUCUCUGGAUCCUGACAUCAGCCUGCCCGACAUGUACAGAUGGAAGUUAUCUGUGUAUGCACCCUGCAGCUCAACAUGUACCACAGGUAUAAGCACAUCUUAUGCUUUAUGUGUGAAGUUUGAUGGGUCAGAGGUGGAUGAGAGCUACUGUGAUGCUUUGACCAGGCCAGAGCCCACACAUGAGUUCUGCACAGGGAAAGAGUGUCUGCCCAGAUGGGAAACCAGUCGCUGGAGCGAGUGUUCCCGGACGUGUGGGGAAGGGUUUCAAUUCCGGACGGUGCGCUGUUGGAAGAUGAUGGCACCGGGAUUUGACAGCUCUGUGUAUGAUGAGUUGUGCCAAGCCACAGAGCUGCAGAAGCCCAUGACACGCAAAGCCUGCAAGAGUAAAAGCUGCGGUCCUCAGUGGGAGAUCUCUGACUGGUCUGAGUGUUCUGCACGGUGUGGUGGUGGUGGGGUGAAGAGUCGUGAGGUGCGCUGCUCCAUGGAGUCCAGGCUCUGUAAUGAGUCUAAUAGGCCAGUCAGCCAGAGAGAGUGUGAAGGCCCGCCCUGUGACCGCAGGUGGACCGUCUCUGACUGGGGGCCAUGCUCAGGGCCAUGUGGGGAGGGCAGAAUGAGGCGCUAUGUGGUGUGUAAGAACAGUAAUGGAAAGGUGAUCUCUGAUGGACAGUGUGAUUCAGAGCUGAAACCGCUGGCAGUGCAUCCAUGCGGAGACAAAAACUGUCCUGCCCACUGGGUGGAGCAAGAGUGGGAACAGUGUAAUGCCGCAUGUGGUCGUGGGGUGAAGACACGACAGGUGGUUUGUGCAGGGCUGGAGGGGGGCGUGUUUAAGGAGUUCCCCGACUGGAUAUGUGACAAAUCCCUCAAACCUUCAGACAGCACGGCCUGUUUUGCGAGACCCUGCUCCAAGUGGUUUACCACAUCCUGGUCUCAGUGCAGUAAGACAUGUGGGAUUGGAGUACGGGUGCGAGAAGUGAAGUGUUAUCAAGGAGUGGAGCUGGGCCAUAGCUGUGACUCCACACUGAGACCUGAGGCCAGGCAGAGCUGUGAGGUGCAACCUUGCACCACUGAGGCACCAGCUGAGGAUGCUUGUCAAGAUAAAGCAACAGUUAACUGUGCUCUUGUCCUUCGGGUGAAAUUGUGCACUCACUGGUACUACAGGAAUGCCUGCUGUCUGUCCUGCAGGAUCAAGAGCCAGUAAAGGCUUUCACUGGCUCCUCACUGGGGCACUCCUCAACAUACUGGAUGCACUGAACCCAGAACUGUACCUUUGCUUGACCCCAGAGCAAUAUCUUCAAUCCAACACUGUCAAUUCCUCCUCCAUAAAGAAAGGUGCUAUAAUAAUAAGGGCAUUGGCCCCAACGUGGUUCCCUCCUGCAGGGACCCGCUAAAGGCAGCUCCUGUAACUGGACUGCAGAGGAGCACUGGAUCUACUGGUGAUCAAGACUGCAUACAGUAGCCAUCAGUUCAACACGAAGUCCUCUGAUCAAACAACUGUGCAGGCUCCUCCUCUGUACUGUAAAAGCCUUGAUUCUGCUCUUACACAUGAAACUAUAAAUGAAUACACACACAAACACACCCACACAAA